UGUGUUUGCGUGUCUAACGGCUAAAUUGUACGGUUCCCGUAUCCUUGCCCUUGUACAGAACCGACACUCGAAGUGUGAACACGUGCCUAAUAAGAAAAUAUUAUAUAACUACCUCUGGCAAGAUGGUUACAUUUGAGGCACCUGUACAAAAAGAAGCCGAUUGUUUCAUGAAAAUUGAUAACAGCAUAGCGGUCUUACAUAUGGCUGCUAACUGUGGCAAUUUGCAGAUAGUUAAAUUCUUGGUAAGGCGUAAACGGGUCGAUAUUGAAGGUAGAAACGAUAAUGGUAUGACCGUUUUACACACGGCUGCUAUCUGCGGUAACUUCGAGGUAGUUAAGUUUCUGAUCAUUGAACGAGGGGCCAAUUAUCAUGCUAUAGACAAUAACGGCAUGACGGUACUGCACGCGGCUGUUACUUCCGGUAAUUUGGAACUGAUUAAAUUUCUGGUGAACGAUAAACUAGUCGAUGUUAAUGCCAAAGAUUAUAACGGCAUGUCUAUUUUGCACGCGGCCGCUAACACCCAUCAGUGGGGGAUAAUCCAAUAUUUGUUAAACGAAAAGGAAGCCAAUGUGAAUGCCCAAGACAAUAAUGGCAAAGCGAUUUUGCACACGGCAGCUGCUUGCGGUAACUUGGAGAUGGUCAAAUAUUUGAUAAAAGAUAAAGGAGCCAAUUUUGCACUCAAAGACAAUAAUGGUAAAACAGCUUUGCACUCGGCUGCCGCCUUUGGUAAGGUGGAGGUAGUUAAAUUCCUCCUAGAUUCAUAAGAGGCCGAUUUUGGUGCUAAAGACGAUAAAGGCGUAACAGUUUUACACACGACCGAUAACUGAGCGAUAGCUGAAAUUCUGAUGAAUGAUAAUAAGGCCGAUUUUAAUGCCAAAGACAAUACUGGCUCGACAGUUUUACACACGACUGCUACAUUUGAUAACUUGGAUUCGUUUAAAUCUUUGGUCGACGGAAAAGCGGUCGAUUUGAAUUCUAGAGACAAUAAAUAGCAUAACAGUUUUGCACAUGCCCCAGCACCCUCUGGUAACUUGGAAAUGAUACAAUUUCUGACAAACGAGAAAAAAGGCCAAUUUUAAUACUACAGACAAUGACGGCACUACAGUUUUUCACAUGGCUACUGCAAUCCAUGGUAACUGGGAUGUGAUUUUUCUGAUAAAUGAAAAUAAGGCCCGAUUUUAAUGCUACAGACAAUACUGGUACGACAGUUUUGCACAUAGCUGCUGAUUCUGGUAAUUUGGAGAUUGUUUAAAUUCUGAUACAAAUGAAACAAUGGCCGAUUUUAAUUUUAAAGACAAUAAGGGCAGAACAGUUUUACACAUGGCUACUUUCUCCCGUAACUUGGAGAUGAUACAAUUUCUGAUCAAUGAAAAACUGGCCGAUUUUAGUGCUAAGGACAAUAAUGACAGAACAGUUUUACACUUGGCUGAUGUACGUGGUUGCCGUCACAUGUUUGAAUCCCUGCAAAAUAGAGAAACUGUUGCCCCUGGAAAAUACUUUAGCAUCAUUAACUAGUGAAAAGUUCUAAAGUGGCAAAGUGAUAUGCACUAAGACGAUGCGAAUCUUUUUAACAAGGCUGUGAUUAUAACGAACCCGAUAUUUAGUUGUAUUGUUUUAAGCGAUAUGUUAUGUACAGAAUGUACUCUUUUAGGAUAAUCAUCAUUUAUAAGAUAUUUUCAAAAAUCCGGGAAAGAAGUAUUUCGUAUAGAAAUUAAGCAUUCCAUCAGUGAUCUCUUGACUUUCCUAAAAUUGACUUCACAGUGUCGUAGCUGAGAUCUUUCAAUUUAUACUAUAUCAUUACUUUUAAUGACUUUCAAUUCAGAAACUCGGGCACGUUCAACAGAAACGAUAUUAUAGUUGUAUCGUUUUCGUUAAUCAAACCCACAUUCCUGAAUUUAAAGUGAUGUAAAGUCCAACAUACGUGGUGUUAUUCGACUAAAGCCAGGCUUGUGCUUUAAUUCGUUUAGGAAAAACAUAACUUGAUUUGUAUUCGGAACACUAGCUUCACAGAUUAUUGGAAUCAAAAUGAUGAUUUAUCUUAAUAAAUUAAUCCUGUAUUUGGCUUCAGAAAUUUUAAUUUUGAAAUAAAUCUGAAAUUGCAUGCUA
This is a messenger RNA of Megalopta genalis, 2106 nucleotides long. RefSeq lists its product as uncharacterized. Gene Ontology annotation, molecular function: protein binding. Lineage: Eukaryota; Metazoa; Arthropoda; Insecta; Hymenoptera; Halictidae. The record is from RefSeq and is a predicted model, not a curated record.